AUGGGUACUUCUCAAUUUUCAAAAAGGUUGAGACUUUUUGUUAAUCUUUUGCUACUGCUCCUUUUUCUGCAUACUUCUGAUAAUAAUGGCACUAAUAGUUCAGAUGAACAAAAGGUUGGGAUCAGAUUUGGGACUGAUUCUGUACAGUUACCCCAAGUGAAGAAGGAACAGAAAUUUGAAAUUUCGAAUGAGGUUAUUCAGAAAGAUCUUGAUAGGAGCAAUAUCAAAUCUACCGCAUUAAUAUCUAGCCAUCCAUGGAAGUUCAAGGGAGAAGGAAGAGAAGAUCCAGAGAUAUUCAAUAAAUUACCUCUCAAAUCUCUUGCUUGUUGCAAGUUAACAUGCAAGACUUGGAAUUCUUUAAUAUCGGAUUCUCAAUUCAUGCACGACACUUUUAAGCGUGUGUUAGGAGGUAAUAAUUAUCACCUAAUCUUCCUUGAAUCGAGAACCCUAAAGUUUUAUAUGCGCACCUUUACCUAUCAUCAUCUUAUAAACAAUAAUGAAGCAGUGAUUAGACAAACUCAUAAUCCUCCUUCAAAACUAAUUAGCCAAUCUAUACUCAUUGGAUCAUGCAAUGGUUUGGUAGCCUUACUAUAUGACUAUCGAAGAUAUAUUUUGUGGAACCCUUUGACGGGAAACUAUAGUACUAUGUUUGGGGAUCGGUCUCACUAUCUUGAAGAUCUUGAAGAUUUAAAAGUUGGACUUUGUUAUGAUGCAUAUUCCGAUGAAUACACCACGGUAGUAGCUUAUGAUCAAUUUGUUGAGGUCGUAAACUUUAAGGAUGGUACGUGUAGUUCAAAUUAUUCACCUAACCUUCUUGCCGAAGGAGUAGGGAAGAUGGUAUGUGGUGUCCCACAUUGGAUGAAUACGAAGACAUCAGAGAAGGGAAUUAUUUACUUCGAUUUGAAAGACAAGAAAUUUAAGGGAAUCGAAUGGCCAAAUCGCGCUAAUACCAAUGAAUUGUUCGGUUUGGCAGCUAUGGAUGGACAACGUCAACUUGGUAUAGUUCUUUGCCAUAUUCCUUCGUCAUCUUUGGAGAUUUGGGUGAUGGAAAAGUAUAUGGAUUUUGAAUCAUGGACUAAACUGCUUAUAAUUCCGUACCAGAAUAGUGUAGCAAGUAUAGGUUUAUCGGAUAUGGAUGUGUUGGGAUGCAUGCCAACUACAGAAAUUUUGAUUAAUACGAGAUUUGAAGUUUUGCACCGUAACUAA
Messenger RNA from Beta vulgaris subsp. vulgaris (sugar beet), 1206 nucleotides. RefSeq names its product F-box/kelch-repeat protein At3g23880-like. The coding region runs from base 1 to 1206 and encodes 401 amino acids. The transcript has 4 exons. Gene Ontology annotation, molecular function: protein binding. The record is from RefSeq and is a predicted model, not a curated record. Lineage: Eukaryota; Viridiplantae; Streptophyta; Magnoliopsida; Caryophyllales; Amaranthaceae.